Molecule: messenger RNA, 2607 nt
Organism: Epinephelus moara (kelp grouper)
Lineage: Eukaryota; Metazoa; Chordata; Actinopteri; Perciformes; Serranidae
Gene: blzf1
Product: basic leucine zipper nuclear factor 1
Exons: 7
Coding region: 205-1437 (410 amino acids)
Biological process (GO): Golgi to plasma membrane protein transport; Golgi organization
Cellular component (GO): Golgi membrane
Source: RefSeq, a predicted model, not a curated record
GUCGCCUGAAAGGCCAUCCUCGGGGCAUACUUCCCCAGUGACUCCACAGAGGCCAACUGUGUCCGGUAACAAAAUAAACAGCUAGCGGCUUCUCACACGAAUUAACUGAAGACGUGUGACCGAUUGUUACCUGGACGACGACGACGACGGGUCUCACCUCAUCUAAUCUAACAGACUUCCUUCUCUACUUGCGCCACCUCAACCAUGACUGCUGCCGUGAGAGGCUCUGCCAGCGUGCCUAUCCGAGGUGCAGGCGAUGGCAUGGAAACUGAAAAACCUCCCGCCGUCCUGGAAAUAAUCACAGACACACUGCCACCCGGUCCGCCUGCAGUUCUCCUCCUGAAGGUGGCAAGCCCAAAACACAGCCCCAAAUCUACCUAUCCUGCUCCCCCUGCUGCCCCUCAGCCUCUCGGUGUGCUCCACUUGGGCAAGGUGAGUCGGGAGGCCUGCACAGAGGUGGAAGCUGUCAGGAUCAUCGUCCCACGUGCUGCUAUUAGCCGGAGCAGCCGCACAGGACCUGGUGAAGGGAAAGGGGAGAAUGGGCAACAGGCUGAGGAGCAGGGCUCUCCCCCGCUGCCUCUGGUGGAGGAUUGGAGAGGACAGCUGGAGAAGCUGCAGAACUCUGAACGCAGGCUGCUGCAGGACAAGGAAGGGCUUUCCAAUCAGCUCCGUGUGCAGACGGAGGUGAACCGUGAGCUGAAGAAACUGCUGGUGGCGUCGGUGGGUGAUGACCUUCAGUACCAUUUUGAACGUAUGUCGCGAGAGAAGAACCAACUGAUUCUGGAGAAUGAGGCUCUGGGCCGCAGCCUGGCACACACUGCAGAGCAGCUGGAGCGAAUGAGUAUCCAGUGUGACGUUUGGAGGAGCAAGUUCCUGGCCAGCAGAGUCAUGGCAGAGGAGCUGACAAAUGCCAGAGCAGCUCUGCAGAGACAGACCAGAGAGGCACAAGGAGCAAUUCAGGACCUGCUGUUAGAGAGAGAAGAGUUCUCCAGGGACAUGGUACACACUCACAGAUCUCUGGAGCAGCUCCUGGUGUCCCUGCAGUGGGGCCGACAGCAGACGUACUACCCCAGCGCACAGCCGCUCAGCACAGGAGAACUGGCAGCAGCCAAUCACAAGCUAGCAGACGCCAUCAACUCCCACCUGCUGGGGAACACCACCCCCGGCAGCGGCAGCAGCAGCGUGGUGAAGAGCAGCAGUGCAACAGCUGAGCAGCUCUGCAGCACUCCGGCGGAAAAGAUGGCUGAGAAGGUGCUGAAGAUUUUAGAUCCAAUCUCCUGUUCAGAAAACAAGGCAGACCCUCCGCUCAGUGACUCCACCCCCUCAAACUUUCUCGGCAAUAAGAAGAGCAUCGGCAGGUUUCACCCUUACACCCGCUACGAGAACAUUACUUUUAACUGCUGCGAGCGCUGCAGUGGAGACAUCCUGGUGCUGUAGUGCGGUCACAGAGCGGCAAGAUGUCCUCAGCUGACACCGAUGCAGCAGCCGAGCUCAUUUCAAAUGACUGAGACCUGAACAGGAGUGUCCUCUGGAGGAUAUUACGGUUACGUGACGACUUCUGUCGGCAUCACAAGUUUGCAGCUCCAGAAGACAUACCCUGUUUCAGUCCUUUGCUGCGCAUUUUAGUGCAUUGCACCUCUAUAUAUUGGAUUUACAGAAUUUCAGAUGUUUUUAAAUCUUAUCAGCCUGCUGAUUACUGUACCGUCUUUGACUUGAAAAAGAAAAAUAAGGAAGUGGAUUUGUUUUUUCGGGUGCAUGAUGAGAAAGUGAUGAAAACAGAAUGCAUUUCAGAGCCUGGUUUAAACUAUGGAAAGUGGUAUUUAUUGCUGGGAGGUGAGGUCAAGUUGAGUCAGUGUUACAUGGUGAACAGACACAGCUGUGAGUGUCUGCUUAUUCAAACUUGAACAUUAGGCUAGCGCAUCAAGUAAUAAUAAUAUAAUAAUCCUGUUGUGAAUCAAUGUGCAAACAAAAGAGAAAACAGGCUGUAGUGUGUACGUGUAAGCCCGAUGCUGGACGGGGAAACACCCUCCAGGAAGUUAAACACCUGAUGAGCUAAUAGCACAGGCACACCUGCACAGUACCUGUACAGUAAAAGUGAUGAUGCCUCUCAUACUGCAGGGGUCUCCCCGCUUUCUCAAUAUGAUGGUGCUAUCUUAUCUCUUUUGUAUAAUGCAUGCUGCAAAGGCGAUAUUAUACAGUCAAUAUUUAUAAGUGGUUUGACUGUACAACAAACCCCACGUCCACUUAUCUGUAAAGAGUUUGACUUUUUGCAGCGGUACAAAGAAAAAAAGACAUUUCCAAAACAUUUUCCCAAAAGAUCUGGAAUUAUCAUGUUGGUUUUAAUUGAAUUAUGUCAUAAUAACUUUGGUUGAUGUGUAUGUAAUCAUGAUUUUAAAAAAAAAGAUUGUUUUUUGCCUCGGAAUACACUAUUAUGAAAUGACGAGUAAUAUAUUUCACAUGCCUUUUUGCAAUUUUCUAAAACCAAGCUGUAUAUUUUGGACACUUUCAUCUGCAUGGAAAAGUUUGCAUUAAUGUUGAUGGUAUGAUUUACAGUGAAUGCCUCCAUAAGAAUUAUUUUGUUCUCAUGUCAGACCAAAAUAAAGACCA